Messenger RNA from Entrophospora sp. SA101, 1995 nucleotides. The record is from the annotation of a GenBank genome assembly. NCBI's taxonomy places the organism in Eukaryota, Fungi, Glomeromycota, Glomeromycetes, Entrophosporales, Entrophosporaceae.
AUGGAGAGUGGAUAUAGGAGUGCUCAAGGAUUAAAAACAUUAAAGGUGUUGAAUAUGGACAGGGAACUGAUUCCAUACCAUACAGAAGAGGAAAUAGAAUGGAAUCUUAAUUUUUUGAAGACAAAGCUUGAUAGUCCUUUUGUAGAAACAGAUACAAAUCUUUAUGGUUCCAUAAGAGAAUCCUUGGAGAGUGAACCAUGUGGAAAUAUGAGAUGUGAUAUGCCAGUUUCAAUUACCUUCAAGUGUGAUGAGAUCGUGGCGCACUUUGAUGAUUCAGAUAUUUCAAGGAAUAAUAAGAAUAUUUUUCACAAUAAAACAUGGAAAGAGGAUGAAACUGAACUGGUAAAAAAAACUGAAUGUAUUCUAAACAUAUAUGGUGAGAUACAGAGCAACCCAGCAUUCAAAACCACACCUGAAAAUCUCCCUCCUGUCCUUCAAAAUCGUAAAACAGCUACUUUGGUUCUCAAAACUCUAAAAAAAGACAAAAAUAUGCCUGCCCUUGUAUUUGAGUGGAAUCAGGCAGGUUACAAUGAUGUUCCCACUGCUUUGGGUUCUCAAAAUGGCAUUGCAGGCCAAAACAAAGGUGCAAUUGUCAAAAAUCUUAUGGCAAAUGGUGCAGGAAACUAUAAUAAUGUCGUAUUUACAUUCCCAAAUGGCACUGCCAUUGGAGCAUGGCACAAUCCUUCCUUUUUAUUUGCUAAAGGGCAAUCAAUCAACCAGGCAUUCCAAAUGUCUGCACUUCAGUCACCAGAAUUAACCAGAUUAUUAUUGAAUGUGAUGAAUGUGACACAUGCACACCCUCAACAUUUGAUAUUGAGAACUUUUCAUAUUGUUUUGGCUUUUGAUUUCAAACAUAUUAAUAAAGACAAGAUAUCAUCAUCAGGUCUCAUUCCUUAUUUACAUAAAUUACAUUCAACUCAAGGUUGUGUAGUAAAGUCUGGAGGACCACUUUUUGGGAAUACUAUUUCUGUGACAGAUCCUCUGAUUAUAAAAUCAACAUUAUCAAUAGGUGAUAGACCUAAUUUUUUGUUCAAAUUUUUGGAACCAAUGUUUGGGCAAGAUAAUUUACAAAUAUUUGAAGCUGAUAGAGCUGCCAAAUUUUAUAAGCCACAAGAUCUUGAUUUAAAAGCAUUCAAAAAAGGAUAUGAUAUUGUAUUAGGUGGUUUAUUUGAUAAACAAAUUGGUAUGCUGGAAGCACCACGUGAAGAAGAAGUUCAAAAUUCUAUUAAUUAUUUACAAGAAACUUUAAGGAAUCUAAUUUCUAUAAGAAAAGAAAAGAUCAAUGUUGAUGGUGAGGAUAUAUUGGUGAAAGAUAUGCUUGAUAUAAAUAUGUUUAUUAGUGUGUUUGUUGUUGCUGGAUAUCAUUCAACUGGUAUAGCAAUUUCUUGGACUAUAUUUGAAUUAACACAAAAUCUUGAAAUUCAAAAAAAACUUCAAAAAGAAAUUGAUCAAGUGUUAAAAUGUCAUUUGCCCACAUUUGAAGAUUUAUCAAAAAUGGAUUACUUGACUCAAGUUGUUAAAGAAUCUUUGAGAGUUCAUCCACCUGGAGCAUUUUGUGCACGUUUCUUAAAAUCAGAUAUGAAUGUUGAAAAAAAUACAACAACAACAAAAUCUUCAUUGUCAUCUUCAACAAUUGAACCUCACAAGAUUGAUAAUAGCCUUUUGUUAAAAUCAAAUACAACUAUCUUAUAUCCAAUUCCAUUGUUGCAUGAAAACCCAAAUUUUUUUGAAAAUCCAUUGGAAUUCAAACCAUCAAGAUUUGCCACCACCACCAACACCAUUAAACCAUCAACUUAUUGUCCAUUUGGCUUUGGUGCUAGAAUUUGUCCAGCUGAAAGACUUGCAUUGUUAGAUGUCAAAAUGAUGAUUUGUCUUAUUUUCCAAAAAUUCAAUGUUGAAUUAGCAAUGAACUUAAAUGAUGUUCAGAAAGAAGAAAAAUUUGCUAUUAUGGCUAAAAAUGAUAUAUUGGUAAAAUUAACUUUAAGGAAUAAAUAA